Messenger RNA from Aplysia californica (California sea hare), 4255 nucleotides. RefSeq names its product kinesin-like protein KIF16B. The record is from RefSeq and is a predicted model, not a curated record. Gene Ontology annotation, biological process: microtubule-based movement. NCBI's taxonomy places the organism in Eukaryota, Metazoa, Mollusca, Gastropoda, Aplysiida, Aplysiidae. Gene Ontology annotation, molecular function: microtubule binding; microtubule motor activity; phosphatidylinositol binding.
UCGAGUGAGCAUGGAGGUGAGGGAGAUUCCGCGCGUGACCACUUCAAGGUCAGAGAGUUCACCUUUGACCACUCCUUCUGGUCGGUCAACGAGAAAGAUGGACAUUACGCCACACAGACGCAGGUGUUUUCCAGCCUGGGCGAGGAUGUGGUCAACUCGGCCUUUGACGGCUACAACGUCUGCAUCUUCGCCUACGGUCAGACAGGGUCUGGCAAGACGUACACCAUGAUGGGUUCAAAGGAAGAUCCUGGCCUCAUCCCAAGAUAUUGCAAUACGUUGUUCUCCCGACUGACAGAUAACAGCGCCUCUUACCAAGUCCAUGUCAGCUACCUGGAAAUCUACAAUGAGAAAGUACGCGACCUGCUGAGUUCUGUGUCCACCAACCCCAACAAACCCAGCCACAACCUGAGAGUGAGAGAACACCCACGGGACGGACCCUACGUGCAGGAUCUGUCCAAGCACGUUGUGGUGCAUUAUGAUGCUCUGGCUGAGCUCAUGGUCAAAGGGAACAUGAACAGAACGACAGCGUCCACCAACAUGAACGACGUCAGCAGUCGGUCGCACGCCAUCUUCACAAUAACAUUCACACAGGCACGGUUCAUGGACGGGUUACCCAGUGAGAGACAGAGCAAGAUAAACCUGGUGGACUUGGCAGGCAGUGAGCGAGCAGAUGCCACUGGAGCGACCGGUCAGCGUCUCAAGGAAGGAGGCAGCAUCAACAAGUCACUGGUCAGCCUGGGAAAUGUCAUCUCGCUUCUCGCGGAGCGGUCGGAGAACGGCAACAAGGGCCGUAACGCAUACAUCCCGUAUCGGGACUCGGUCCUUACGUGGCUGCUCAAGGAUAGCCUCGGAGGAAAUGCCAAGACCAUCAUGAUUGCCACUAUCUCCCCGGCUGAUGUCAACUAUGGAGAGACUCUGAGCACACUGCGCUACGCCAACAGAGCCAAGAACAUCAUCAACAGACCCACGGUCAACGAGGAUCCGAACGUGAGACUGAUCAGGGAGCUGCGAGAGGAGAUCGCUCGUCUCAAGUCACUUCUAGAUGGCGCUCCGGACAUUUCACCAAGAGACCAAGAGAAACUUCACGAAAAGGAAGCUAGGAUCAAAGUUUUGACGGAGGAGUGGGCCGAGAAGUGGAAAGAGUCGGCCAACCUGCUGCAGGACAAAAACCUGGCACUGCGCCAGGAAGGUCUCGGGGUCAUCCUGGACUCAACGUUGCCACAUCUCAUCGGCAUUGAUGAUGACGUUCUCAGCACGGGCAUCAAGUUGUAUCACCUCAAGGAGGGCAUCACAAAGAUUGGCUCUGAGGAAUCUGAAGAACAACAGGACAUCAUUAUCGCGGGGCCGGAGGUCACCACAGAACACUGCGUGAUUGAACACCAGGACGGCAGCGUCUUCCUUCACCCCAUAGAGGGCGCUCUCUGUGCCGUCAACGGACACGCCAUAGGCGAGCCCACCAAACUUACACAAGGCAUGUUGAUCACUCUGGGCAAGACCAACAUGUUCCGGUUCAACCACCCCGAGCAGGUGAAGGAGUUGAAGAAAAUGCAGACCAACGUGAGGAAGUCUGCCUCCACCAUCAGCCUCCACCAGGGUGGAGAGGCGGCCCCCAAGCUCUCUCUCCUCAGCCAGUCCAUGUCGGAUCUGUAUCGGUCCAACGAGAGCCUGGCUCUCAACGGCUCUUUACUGUCUUUGUAUUUGGAAAGGUGGGACAUCAGCUCGACCACGUACAGGGAGGAUCAGGAGGAGCUGGAGCAGAAGAGGAUGGAAAUCAUGGAGCUUGAGGACACGUACACCAGCAGGGAGGAACAGAGGAGGGAGAUGGAGAGACAGGUGCAGGAGGAGUUGGCCGAGAAGAACGACAGAUUGAUGCAGCUGGAGGAGGAGAUUGAUACCAUCAAGAGCAAGAACAACCCGUACGACAACAUUGUGGAGGGUCUGAGGCAGUUGGACAGGCAGGAGGAGGAGCUGUUGGAGGACUUGAGAAUCUCGAAGGAAAAUCUGCUCAAGGAAGUCGAGAACCUGACGUGGUACCCGGACCAGGUCCGGGAGGAAGAGGUUAUCGCCAGCGUGGUGGCUGACCUCAACAAACAGAUCUCAGACAUGGAGAGACAGAUCGACGACUUCAAGGACGCCGCCCAGAUGCAGAAAGAGGCGUUGUCAGGGGAAGAGAAGGAGGUGUUGGAGAAGCAGCGCCUGCUGGCGCGAGAGCUCUCCUCCCUGGAGGCAGACUAUGAGGCGGAGAAGCGCCAGCUGCUGUCCAACAACGAGAACGUGUUGCACGAGGUACAGGACCUGGCGCUACGGGAGGAGGAUAUCCUGUCUCAGCAUCGCGACACCGACGCUCUCAAGAAGGCUCAGUGGCAGGAGGGCUUGUCUCGCCUCAAGGAGCACAACAUCACCAUUGAGGAGGCCUGGGGCGACCUGGAGGAGAAUGAGGCUGUGGUCAAGGCCAGGCUACAGAACGGCGGGUUCAGCUCGGCCCAGGAGAAGCUGUCGUGUGAACAGGAGGCGCAGCAGCUGUCUGAGGCCCGGCGCCUGCUGGGGGAGGAGGAGAAGACGUUUGCUGCGCACCAGCAGGCCGAGAUGCUGCGCGUGGAACGAGAGAUGGAGGCGUGGGAGGAACAGAAGGCUGCCGAGCUGGGGUCAAUCAGUUCAUCUCGUCGCAACGUUCUGUGGCGCCACAGCGAGAAAUUGCAGCGCCUAGACGGACAGAUGGAGCAUACGCGAGACACAGCGCAAGAGGUCAAGGCUGAACUGGAGCAGGUACAGAACCGGAUGUGUAAAGUGAACGCGGACACAGAGAAAGAGGUGGCCUCUCUACAGCAGGAGCACGAAGCGCGAGUGGAAGAACGGAGGUCGGUGGAGAGGAAGAGCGAGCAGAAGGAGCAGCAGAGGAGAGAUAAGAUUGAGGAGCUAGAGAGCGAGAUUGAUUCUCUGGAACAUAUGUACCAGGUCCGACUGGACGACAUUCAGACGGAGAGAAUGAGGAGCUGGAAACCUUUAAGACAGAGCUAGAGUCAGCCAAGUCAGAGCUAGAGUCGCGACAGAGGAAGUUUGACGAGGAGAGAGAGGCUCAGCUGGACAAGCUGGAGUUUGAGAAACUGAAGCUGCUGGACAUGGAGAGACAGGACAGAGUGAACAGCCUGGUGGAACAGGAAGUGAAGUGUCGACUGUUUGAGGAGAAGCUGGAGCGUGAGCGUCUACGUAAGGCGGAGCGUGAGCGAGAGAAGCAAGAGAGGGACCGGGAGAUACAGAAACUCAAGUCUAUGCACCAGAGGGAGAUGAACCAGCUCAAGGCUAAACUAGAGGACGGGGCUCUUGGCAAGAACAGAAGCCUGGUGAGGAGUCAGUCGUGUACCACAGACGCCAUGCCCACAGAAUCAUUCCGGAGAAAUCUGGUGAAACAGCUGACAUUAGCUGAGCCGCAAGCGCCCUUGAACAUCGAAGUGCCGACCUUUGUCUUACGAGGCAGUGGCCGUGACCUUCACUAUGAGUACCUGGUCAAGGUGUCGGUGGGCAGUGAGUCCUGGUGCAUCUUCCGUCGCUACAGCAGGUUCAGGGAGAUGCAUACGACUCUGAAGAAAAAAUAUCCCGUGGUCAAUCAGCUGGUGUUUCCUCCGAGACGAUUUUUCCACAAGAAUAAGAAAGUAGCAGCGGAGAGGAGGCAGCUGUUGGAGGAGUACGUGCGCCAUGCGGUGGAGCUGUGCAUGAGGAUCACAGAGUGCCCUCUCCACCCCAGCCAGAAUAGACAGAUCACCAAGCAAGCCCUCGUAGACUUUGAACCCUUCUUCCGCCGCGGCCUCUUCGAGACAGCUCGUAACCUGACCUCUUGACUCUUCGAGACAGCUCAUAACUUGACCUCUUGAUUCUUCGAGACAAGCUCGUAACUUGACCUCUUGACUCUUCGAGACAAGCUUGUAACUUGACCUUUUGACUCUUCGAGACAGCUUGUAACUUGACCUCUUGACUCUUCGAGACAGCUCGUAAUUUGACUUCUCGACUCUUCAAGAGGGUUCCUAAUUUGACCUCCUGAGACCCCACAAGGGACAGCGCUGCCUUCUUGGUGUGUUGUACAAUUGUACAUAGUCGUCCGGCAUCUCUACACAGGGCCUCCCACAUGGUGGCGGUACAUUGUGAAUAUCAUCCCAUGUCUCUGUAUGGGACUGCUUACUGUCAGAAUGGUGUGAGUUGUGUGUGUGUGCGGAUGUGUGUAUGUGUGCCUGUAUGCAGAUGUUUGUGUACUUGUGUGCAG